This is a messenger RNA of Prorocentrum cordatum, 429 nucleotides long. The record is from the annotation of a GenBank genome assembly. NCBI's taxonomy places the organism in Eukaryota, Dinophyceae, Prorocentrales, Prorocentraceae.
CCGCGAUGGCUCAACGGCCGCCCAGAGGGCGGCCGCGCGACCGCGGCGGGGAGAUGGCCGCUAGCGCCGCAACUCGCCUCUCCUCGCUGGUCGCCGCCCCUCCUGGUCCUAGUCCUCGCUGAUCGCUCGGCCCUGGCGGAGGUGGCCUGCGCCGUGGGCGCCGACGAGGACGCGUCGCUCCUGCAGCACCCGCGCGUCCUCGCCGUCGGGCGCCACCGAGGGGCGGCCCAGGGGAAGAACGCCACCUGCUUCAUCUCGAUGUGCGGGUGCCCAGCGGACGGAGCCAUGACGGUCUUCGGGCGUUGCGUGGACUGGCAGUGCACCUACGAGCGCGGCGCGAUCCCCAACGCGUGGUGCAACCAGGCGGAUGGGCAGUGCGGGCGCUGCAACGGCGUCUGGUGCGGCUCCGCGGGUGCCGCUCAGGACUAG